AUGUCGCAAAGUGUUAGCUCCCGAACUGCACAGCCCUGCCAUCGUAGCGGCACUGUCGGGACUGGCUUCCAUUGCGUGGGGACGAAAUCCAUGGCCAUGCUAGUAUUGGUCACCAUACUUCUGGGGAGCACAGCUGCUUCCCGGUUAACUCCUGAUGAGGGGUUUGGGGUGGAUUUCCCUGCACAUCCUGCCAGAGGAGACGACGGGAAGCGCCUGUGGCGGUGUGCUUCUCAACAGAAAAUUUUUAAAGCUGGAGAUACUAACCAGGAUGGACAGCUAGAUUUUGAAGAAUUUAUGCAGUAUCUUAAAGAUCAUGAGAAAAAGAUGAAACUGGCAUUUAAGAGCCUGGACAAAAACAAUGAUGGAAAAAUUGAAGCAUCAGAAGUUGUCCAGUCUCUCAAGAUAUUGGGUAUAAGCAUUUCAGAAAAACAAGCAGAAAAGAUCCUGCAAAGUAUUGAUGCUGAUGGGACGAUGACAGUAGACUGGAAUGAGUGGAGAGAUCAUUUUAUGUUUAACCCAGCUACAGACAUUGAGGAAAUAAUUCGCUAUUGGAAACAUUCCACUGUGUUGGAUAUAGGAGAUAGUUUGACUGUUCCAGAUGAGUUCACGGAGGAAGAGAAAAAGACUGGGCAGUGGUGGAAACAGCUGUUGGCAGGAGGAGUGGCUGGUGCUGUCUCUCGAACAGGUACAGCACCAUUAGAUCGCCUUAAAGUGAUGAUGCAGGUUCAUGGUUCAAAAUCAAACAAAAUGAACAUAGCCGGCGGUUUUAAGCAAAUGUUGAAAGAAGGUGGUGUCCGAUCCCUCUGGAGGGGAAAUGGUGUAAAUGUUGUGAAAAUAGCUCCUGAAACAGCUAUUAAGUUCUGGGCUUAUGAACAGUAUAAGAAGAUACUCACUAAGGAUGAUGGAAAGUUAGGCACCGUUGAAAGAUUUGUAUCUGGUUCUUUGGCUGGAGCAACAGCACAAACUUCUAUUUAUCCCAUGGAGGUUUUAAAGACCAGAUUGGCUGUGGGUAAAACAGGGCAAUAUUCUGGGAUGUUUGACUGUGCUAAGAAGAUCUUAAAAAGAGAAGGUGUAAAGGCCUUCUACAAAGGCUAUAUUCCUAAUAUUCUGGGUAUAAUUCCUUAUGCUGGCAUUGACCUUGCUGUUUAUGAGCUCUUAAAGAGUACAUGGCUAGAACACUAUGCAUCAAGCUCCGCUAACCCAGGUGUCUUUGUAUUGUUGGGAUGUGGUACUGUCUCCAGCACAUGUGGGCAGUUAGCCAGUUACCCUCUUGCUCUUAUCAGAACACGCAUGCAGGCUCAAGCCUCAGUGGAAGGAGCUCCACAGCUAAACAUGGUCGGUCUCUUUCAAAGAAUUAUUGCUACAGAGGGAAUCAGAGGACUUUAUAGGGGCAUAGCCCCUAAUUUUAUGAAGGUGCUUCCAGCUGUCAGCAUCAGCUAUGUUGUAUAUGAAAAAAUGAAGCAGAAUUUGGGAAUAGCAUGAAAUGAAGGAAAAAGGUGAGAUGCUUCCAAUGGUGUUGGAAACACCAGGACAAAAAUGAUUUCUCAAGUAAUUUGCUCUCACAAUUACAGACAGAUCUUUGUGGAGAGAUGCUGCAACUUCUACUUUUCCCCUCAAGUGGGAAGAAACUUUCUUAAAUUCUAGUUCACCAUUUCUAAACAGAUACCUAUAUUGCACUUUAAAAUGUCACUGAGUUUAAAAAAAAAUAAUCAAGAAACUAUCUUUAAAUCA
This is a messenger RNA of Balearica regulorum gibbericeps (East African grey crowned-crane), 1731 nucleotides long. The record is from RefSeq and is a predicted model, not a curated record. Lineage: Eukaryota; Metazoa; Chordata; Aves; Gruiformes; Gruidae.